Molecule: messenger RNA, 704 nt
Organism: Leptomonas pyrrhocoris
Lineage: Eukaryota; Euglenozoa; Kinetoplastea; Trypanosomatida; Trypanosomatidae
Exons: 1
Coding region: 96-704 (202 amino acids)
Source: RefSeq, a predicted model, not a curated record
AGGUCGAGGCGUAACUUCGACUGAUUGAAACCGCUUAGGUGCGUGUUGAAAGAUAUAUUACACAUAUUUUGUUUUGUUUCCUCUUUCUCAAGGGAAUGCUUUGCUGGUCGGUGCGACGCCUUGCCGCGGGCCCCUUUGCACUCAGUCGGCCGCUACUCAGCGAUGAGGAUCGAUACACGCAGUUCUCCGACAUUCUCGCGAAGGCGCGCACGUCGUCCCCGCCGCAGAGCUCCACGCCGGAGUUCUUCAACGGUCGCUUCCAACCGGGAAGCGGCUUCAUGGAGCCGCACGGCAUCGCAGCGAUGCAAAGCACCCUACGUGCGAACAUGACGCCGGAGAUGCGGGACAGCAUGGCAUCGAUGCUGCAGUCGGCCCUGCAGAGCGGCGACGGCAUGCCGGGGGGAUCGAUGGGCAUGAUGGCCUUCGGCGUCGGCGAGAACGAGAAAGGUAAGAAGGUGGCACGAGCCGCAAAGCUGUCGUACGACUUGAAGACAGGAAAAGUGAACAAAGAUUUUAUGGAGGAGCAGCUGGAGCCGGAUGACGUGAGUCUGCCGAAGGAGACGGUGGAGAGCUACGACACGGAGGGGGCAACGGAGGUUGAGUUUGUUGAGAGUGAGAAGAAGGAGGAGAGCGCGAGGCCCGCCGCAGCACCCAUUGCGGAAGCCGAGAUUGAAGUGGAGAUUGUCGAUAAAAAACGCCCUUGA